AAUAAAUAAACAAAAUAAAAUACUAACAUUCACUGACCCACGGGUCAAAAAAACGCCUGCCAAAGUCUCCAACUCCGUUUGACUGCCUUCCCUCCGCCGUCGACCGUCGCCGGAGAAUCCAUAGCACAACCUCAGGAUCCCGCCACGUGUCACCAGAAACGACACUGACUCGCCUCUCCGUGUCAAUUUCAAACCCACAUGUCGACGUCAGCGCUCACGCACUUUUAAUCCCCCGAUUUAUUGACAAUCGGCAAACUAGAAAGGUGUCUCCCACUUGCCCCUUUCUUUAUUGCGCUUAAAGUUUAUCUCUUUACAAUACAAAAAGGGCGUGAAAGGUACAGUAGCGUUCGGCGACUGCUGGGAUUUUGUCCCUUUUUUCUCCGAUGACGGGUUUAUCGAUGAACACGGCGGCGGUGGCGGCGGCUAUGGGCGGGAUAAUAACAAGGUCUUUUUACGGUGACUCGAACGACGUCGAAUUUGAUAACCCGAUGUGGUUUGUCUACGCCGGCGUGUCGUGUUUCCUCGUUCUGUUCGCCGGAAUAAUGUCCGGUUUAACUUUGGGGCUGAUGUCCCUCGGACUCGUCGACCUCGAGAUUCUCCAGCGCAGCGGCUCCGCCGCCGAGAAGAAACAAGCUGCAAUUAUAGUGCCGGUGGUUCAAAAGCAGCACCAGCUUCUAGUAACUCUGCUGCUCUGCAAUUCUGCUGCCAUGGAGGCUCUUCCAAUAUAUCUGGAUAAACUAUUCCAUCCCGUUGUGGCUGUCAUUCUCUCGGUUACGUUUGUUCUGGCUUUUGGUGAGAUAAUACCGCAAGCUGUGUGCUCGAGAUAUGGGCUGGCUGUUGGGGCAAAUUGUAUGUGGCUCGUACGCGUUUUGAUGAUAGUUUGUUAUCCUAUUGCUUUUCCAAUUGGAAAGAUUCUGGAUUAUGUGUUGGGCCACGAUGAUGCAUUGUUUAGACGGCCUCAGUUGAAAGCACUUGUAUCCAUCCAUAGCCAAGAGGCGGGUAGGGGUGGUGAGCUAACGCACGAUGAAGCUACAAUCAUUAGUGGAGCACUAGAUUUGACAGAAAAGACAGCGGAGGAGGCUAUGACGCCUAUUGAAUCAACUUUUUCACUCGAGGUCAAUUCAAAAUUGGAUUGGGAAGCUAUUGGGAAAAUUCUUGCACGAGGCCAUAGUCGAAUUCCUGUCUAUUCGGGACACCCAAAGAACAUCAUUGGACUUCUACUGGUCAAAAGUCUCCUCACUGUAAGAGCUGAAACCGAAACUCCUGUUAGCUCUGUUUCCAUUCGGAGAAUGCCUAGAGUACCUGCGGAUAUGCCUCUGUACGAUAUCUUAAACGAGUUUCAGAAAGGAAGUAGCCACAUGGCAGCUGUUGUUAGAUUGAGAGAGAAAGAGAAAGAGAAAAAGCUUCCUUUUUCUUACAACCGUGAAGAGAAAACUUUUAUUGGUAGGGACUCGAAAUUGACUGCCCCAUUGCUGGAAAAAUCUAAUGGGCACUUAAAUAGUGCUGUGAUUGAUAUUGAUAAGUCUCCGCAAAAUGGUUUUAUGCCAAACGGUUCGAAUCAUGCGGUGGAGGAGGUUGAAGAUGGAGAUGUUAUCGGGAUAAUCACUUUGGAAGAUGUUUUCGAAGAACUUCUGCAGGAGGAAAUUGUUGACGAGACAGACGUGUAUGUUGAUGUACAUAAAAGGAUACGAGUGGUUGCGGCAGCUGCAGCUUCAUCGGUUGCUCGUGCACCCGCAAAUCGUAGGAUUACUGCUCAAAAGCCAUCAACGGGCGUGCCAGGUAAAAUCGGACAGGUCACGAAGACGAUCCAGGACAUUAUAUGACUAAAUGACUAAUAAUAUGUAAAGUGAUGAUGAAGAUGAAUUUAUGGGCUAAUAAUCUAUGCCUAGAAUGAGAAAAAAAUGAGCUUUUUUUGCUUUCCUUGAGAGAUGCAUAAUGAGGUUUAGAAUUAGUGUGUGUUAAGUUUUUUUAAUGCUUGGGCAAGUUUUAUAAAUAUAGCUUGUCUCAAGUUUUAUGUGUAUUCAGAUUGUGUUUUUAGUAUAUACAGUUAACCAGCUUGUGUAGUAGUUUGAAAAUUUUGCAAUACUAAACAUUAUUAUGCACACAUGAACAAAAAAUUAGAUUUAUUAAGAUGCAUUGUGUA
Messenger RNA from Striga asiatica, 2143 nucleotides. Lineage: Eukaryota; Viridiplantae; Streptophyta; Magnoliopsida; Lamiales; Orobanchaceae. The record is from the annotation of a GenBank genome assembly.